CUGAAGUUACAGCUGAUGUAAAUCUAGGAUUUCCUAGAUCCUAGGAUUGCCUUAAAGUUAAAAGAAAUGGAUCUUUUGAUUAAAAAACAGGAAUGCGAGGCAGAGAUGAUUAGACUUCGUGUAGGAGAGACGCAAGCUGAUAUCCAAAUACGUAAGCCAAAAAAACAAACAAAACAGCAUCUAACUAAGGGGGAAGUUCUAAAUAACCUAACCAGGUAAAAGUAAAAGAAAUAAACAACAAAAGCUUUCCUCCACUCCCUCACUAACCAUAAAGACAAAGGUAAGUUCAACAAUUAAAUGGCACCCUCCCCCUACAGCUUCCCAUUUAUCAUUAAACAAUCUUAUUCACAAUAGCUUUUUAAUACCAUUAACAAAAAUAAAAGAAUUAAAGUAGACGUCACUAAACAUUUAGGCUAUAGUAUUAUAAAUCUGGUUGGUUUGUAUUGGUGACAUGAUAUGUAAAUGAUAUUGGAAUGGAAUUGUAUACUUUUUUUUAUUAUUCCCACCAGAUGACACUUAUCUGUUUUAAAAAAAUAGGCUUUUUAAUGGCAUUGUCAAUGCCAUUAAAUGUCAUAAUCAAACACUGCAUUAAUUAAAAGAAACAUAAAUAUGUAUAUGUGAUAAAAAUUCAGAAGUGAUUACCAGUACAAGUGCUUUACACACUGACAACAUACAGUAGUUGUACUCUGUUACAGGUAAUUGUGCAAACCAGUUCAACCAGUUUAUGUCAAAACUGAAACUAUUUUAGACAGACUCCAUUUUCUGAACGGAAAAUGAGAAAAUAACAGGAGAGAAAAACUUGGUUUUUGAACAGAUCAUCUUAAUGCUGCUAUCUAUAGAGACAUAAUUCAUGAACUGAAAGAAGUUGUGUUUGAUGUUCCCCAUUUUGAGACAGCACUGCCUGUAAAAUGAGUCUCUGUGAGAAGAAAGAGGAGGAGGAAGAUGUUCACACGGAUAAAGCAGCCUCUCCAGAACCCAGCUGUGUGUCUAUGAAGAGUGACAUGUCUAUGCCUACUCCCCUUGCAUUCAGUGAUGGAGCAGAUAUCUCUGACCCUGAAGUAAAAAGAGAUGAUGUUAUCAUAUCUAUACCCCGUCUGACCUGUGCUGACCCUGACUAUUGGACUUGUAUCAGACAGAGAGUCAAAGACAAACACAAAACCAGCAUGAAGAACCAGUAUGAGAGAUUAUUUGAGGCAGUCAUACUUGAAGAGAAUCAAACCCUCCUCAACAGGAUCUACACACAGCUCUACCUCAUAGAAGGAGAGAGUAAAGUAAAUGAAGAACAUGAGGUUUUACAAAUGGAGAAACCAGCCAGAACACAAGACACUCCAAUCUACUGCAAUGACAUCUUUAAACCCUUACAAGAACCAGGAUAUGAGGAGAAAGACAACAUCAAGACUGUUCUUACUAAAGGCAUAGCUGGAAUUGGAAAAACAGUUUCUGUGCAGAAGUUCAUUCUGGACUGGAGCGAGGGAAAAGCCAAUCAGGAUGUAGAUUUCAUGUUUGUUCUUCCAUUUCGAGAGCUGAACUUGAUUAAAGAUCACCAGUACAGUCUUUACAGACUUCUGCUGGACUUUCAUCCUGAACUUCAAGAUCUGGAGUCAAAGAUUUAUGGGGAGUGUAAAGUUGUGUUUAUCUUUGAUGGUCUGGAUGAAAGCAGAAUUACACUGACGUUUUCAGAUUUUCAGAAGGUUUGUGAUGUGAAUGAGUCUUCAUCAGUGGGUGUGUUAAUGUCAAACCUCAUCAGAGGAGACCUGCUUCCCUCUGCUCUCAUCUGGAUCACCUCCAGACCAGCAGCAGCCAAUCAGAUCCCCUCAAAAUACAUCAACCGUGUGACAGAAAUUCAGGGAUUCAAUGAUCCUCAGAAAGAGGAAUAUUUCAGGAAGAGAAUCAGUGACGAACAUCAAGCCAGCAGAAUCAUCUCUCACAUUAGAAGAUCAAGAAGCCUCCACAUCAUGUGUCACAUCCCCGUCUUCUGCUGGAUCUCAGCCACUGUGCUUCAAAACCUCCUGAAACAAGACGACAGGGCAGAAAUGCCUCAAACUCUGACUGAAAUGUACAUCCACUUCCUGCUGACUCAGAUCAACAUGAGGAAUCAGAAAUAUGAUCAGAGAGGUCCAGAGGAUCUGCUAAAGUCCAAUACAGACAUGAUUGUAAAACUUGCUAAACUUGCUUUCAAUCAGCUGAUGAAGGGCAAUGUGAUGUUUUAUGAGGAGGACCUGAUUGAAAGCGGCAUAGACGUCACUGAUGCCUCAGUGUAUUCUGGGAUUUGUACUGAGAUCUUUAAGGAGGAAUCUGUGAUUCAUCAGAGGAAAAUCUACUGCUUUGUACAUUUGACCUUUCAGGAGUUUCUAGCUGCUUUCUUUGUGUUUUAUUCCCAUGUAGUCAAGAACAAUGAAUUACUGAAAUUGUUUCUGAACGAAAAAUAUCAGUGGUUCAGUUGGAAAUUCUCUCUGCAUAAGAUUCUAAAUGUAGCAGUUGAUAAAUCCUUAAAGAGUAAAAAUGGACACCUGGAUCUUUUUCUGCGCUUUUUGCUGGGCAUCACGCUGAAAUCCAAUCAGAGACUCUUACAGGAUCUUCUGAUACACAAAGUGAACAGCUCAGAGAGCAUCAAGAAAACCACACAAUACAUUAAAGACAAAAUCAAGGGUGUUGAACAUAUCUCUGCUGACAGAUGUAUCAAUCUGUUCCUCUGUCUGUUAGAAAUGAAGGAUCAGACUCUGUACAGAGAGAUUAAGGACUUUGUAAAAUCAGAGAAUCACUCGGUGAAUCAACUUUCUCCGUCUCACUGUUCAACAAUCACCUACAUGCUUCAAAUGUCGGAGGAGGUGCUGGAUGAGUUUGAUCUGAAAAAAUACAAAACAUCAGAUGAAGGUAGAAGGAGACUGAUACCAGCUGUGCUGAACUGCAGAAAAGCUUUACUUGCCUACUGUAAUCUCACAAGUCUCCGCUGUGAAAGUUUGUCUUCAUCCCUAAAAUCAUCAAACUCACUGAGAGAGCUGGACCUGAGUCACAAUGACCUGCGGGAUUCAGGAGUGAAGCUGCUCUCUGAAGGACUGAAGAGUUCACAAUGUCAACUCAACGUACUAAAAUUAUCUGGCUGUAUGGUGACGGAGGAAGGCUGUUGUUUUCUGGCUUCAGCUCUGAGUUCAAACCCCUCACACCUGAGAGAGCUGGAUCUGAGCUACAAUCAUCCAGGACCAUCAUUAGUCAAGCUGCUCUCUGAUCCAAACUACAGACUGGAAAAACUCAAUGUCGAUCAUGGAGGACAGUUCAGGAUUACAGCAGGACUGGAAAAAUAUGCAUUUGAUCUCACACUGGAUUUAAACACAGCAAACACUCAUCUCAUCAUGUCUCAGAGGAACAAAAAGGUGACAUUUGUGAAAAGGAAGCAGCUGUAUCGUGAUCAUCCAGACAGAUUUGAAAAGUAUCCUCAGGUUCUGUGUAGAGAGAGCCUGACUGGAUGUUGCUACUGGGAAACCGACUAUAAGGGGAAGAUUGAUGUGUCAGUGACAUAUAUAGGAAUCAGCAGGAAAAGAUGGAGUAAUGACGCUUGGUUUGGAUGCAAUGAAAAGUCCUGGAGCCUGACCUGUUUUAAUAACAGUUUCACCGCCAGACAUAAUAAUACAAGCACAGUCAUAUCUGCCCCUUUAAGUCACUCUAACAGAGUAGGAGUGUAUCUGGACUGGUCGGCCGGCCAUCUGUCCUUCUAUAGUGUUUCUAAUCCACGGAUACACAAGCACUUGCACACAUUCAACACUACAUUUACUGAACCCCUCUAUGCUGGAUUUGAGGUUUAUUCUGAUAGUUUUGUGUCUCUCUGUAGGAUGAAAUGUCCUGUCAGUAACAACUGAGUGAAAGAAACGCAGCCACUUACAUGAGUGUCUGAGCUGGGUGCUGGGCUUUACAAAGACUAAAUGUGAGAGAUUGAUUUCUGUCAGGGAUAUGUAAUGAGGGUUUCUUAUUCUGACCUAAAGCUGCCCAAUUCAAAUAUUUUUAUUUUAUAUUUUUAUCCAAAAAUGACAACUUGUCUUAUACUGUAUGAAUAUUAUAUGAAUUCUCUGUGUGCACUUUCCUUUCAUGUACAUUGUGUUCUUUUUAUGUAUAUUAUAUAUGUAUAUAAUGUUUAUUUUUAUGCAAAUUUUGUUGUUUGUAUGUACCUGUUCUCAACUUCAUAUGAGCAUCAAAACUGAUCAAUCAUUCUAAUUAUAUUUAAAUCACAGUCAAACUGAAGAUGUGGAUCAAACUCAUGUCGCUCAACUCUCAGAUAAUAAUAGAUAUUUUUAGUCUA
Molecule: messenger RNA, 4291 nt
Organism: Puntigrus tetrazona (Sumatra barb)
Lineage: Eukaryota; Metazoa; Chordata; Actinopteri; Cypriniformes; Cyprinidae
Product: NACHT, LRR and PYD domains-containing protein 13-like
Exons: 7
Coding region: 909-3854 (981 amino acids)
Molecular function (GO): protein binding
Source: RefSeq, a predicted model, not a curated record